This is a messenger RNA of Lolium rigidum, 567 nucleotides long. RefSeq lists its product as uncharacterized. The transcript is spliced from 2 exons. NCBI's taxonomy places the organism in Eukaryota, Viridiplantae, Streptophyta, Magnoliopsida, Poales, Poaceae. The record is from RefSeq and is a predicted model, not a curated record. Bases 27 to 566 code for a protein of 179 amino acids.
AGAGAGAGAGAGAGAGAGAGAGAGAGAUGGGUUCCAUGGCGCUCCUCCGUUCGUCGGCCUGCUUCCUCUUUGUCCUCAGCUCGUCGCUCGGGGCGGCGAAUGGGAUGUAUCGCAGGGCUGGCGGGGAGGCCGACGAGGAGGGGUUCAGCAGCAGCAGAGGGGUCACCGACGGCGCCCGCGGCCACAGGAGGGCGUGGCCGGGGUACCUCUACACCAGAGCAGUCGGGCGAUGCACACCCCAGUUCUGGAGCAGUGGAGCCGAGCAAUGGCCCAACAUUGUCCCGCCGGAAGCGGCGGUGUGGAAGGUGUUCGGCUCCAGGUCCGUCGACAAGUACGGGCCGCGCCUUACCCUGCUGGAGGCUACCAUGAGGACCGAUGACGUCAGCAGCCCCUUUGCCAAGCUCGUGAAGCACGGAAGCGCGGCGCUCAUCAACGCCUACACCAGGACAGGCUUCCCUUUCGGUUCCUGGGAGGUGAAGGCGCUGCUGCUGGAGGCGCUCGGCUCCGAGGACGCCGCGGCCGCCCAAGCCGAGCGGUUCGAGCAGGCGAACGAGUCCUGCGUCUGAA